Molecule: messenger RNA, 3061 nt
Organism: Erinaceus europaeus (western European hedgehog)
Lineage: Eukaryota; Metazoa; Chordata; Mammalia; Eulipotyphla; Erinaceidae
Gene: THNSL2
Product: threonine synthase like 2
Exons: 9
Coding region: 296-1747 (483 amino acids)
Biological process (GO): 2-oxobutyrate biosynthetic process; dephosphorylation
Molecular function (GO): pyridoxal phosphate binding
Source: RefSeq, a predicted model, not a curated record
UUGAGCCGGAGUCUAGCGCGCAAGUCCGGAGCGGAGCCCUGCAGCCCCGCAGCCCUAUAGUCCCAUAGCUCUACGACCCCGCGGCCCUGCAGCAGCCCCGCAGCCCCGCUGCGGCCCCGCAGCCUGCGCCCGGACCCGGUAACCUCCCUCCCGCGUGCGGCUGGGCAGCCCCAACGGCCCCAAGGUUCCAGGCCUGUGGAUCCCAGGACCGGGUUUUGUGCGCUCACUUCCCCGGGUCCUCUUUACGCGAUCGCCCUCCACCAGGUCAUCCUUGGCCACAUUUGUCUUCAGGAUCAUGUGGUAUGUCAGCACUCGGGGGACAACCUCAUGCAUGGACUUUGAAGGGGUCCUCUUCUCUGGCUAUGCAUCAGAUGGUGGUCUUUUCAUGCCUGAAGAGAUCCCACAGCUGGAUAGAGAGACCUUGCAUCAGUGGAGCACUCUCUCCUAUCCCAGUCUGGUGAAGGAGCUGUGCUCACUCUUCAUUGGCCCCACACUCAUUCCCAGAGAUGACUUAAGUGAUCUUAUUGACCGAGCCUUCAGCAGAUUCCGCCACAGAGAGGUGGUCCAUCUGUCCAAGUUGAGAGAUGGACUGAAUGUGUUGGAGCUGUGGCAUGGGGUGACAUAUGCCUUUAAGGAUCUAUCCCUGAGCUGCACAGCCCAGUUCCUACAAUACUUCCUGGAGAAGAGGGAGAAACACAUAACCGUGCUUGUAGGAACUUCCGGGGAUACAGGAAGUGCUGCCAUUGAGAGUGUUCAAGGAGCCAAGAACAUGGACAUUGUUGUUCUGCUGCCUAGUGGGCACUGCACCAAGAUCCAGGAGCUGCAGAUGACGACAGUGCUGAGGGAGAAUGUCCACGUAUUUGGAGUGGAGGGAAACAGUGAUGAACUUGAUGAGCCCAUCAAGGCUGUGUUUGCUGAUGUGCCUUUUGCCAAGAAGCACAAUCUGAUGAGCCUAAACUCAAUCAACUGGUCUCGCAUUCUUGUGCAAAUGGCCCACUACUUCUUCGCUUAUUUCCAGUGUGCUCCAUGGCUAGACGUGCAUCCCUUGCCUCCAGUGGAGGUGGUUGUGCCAACAGGUGCUGCUGGGAAUCUGGCAGCUGGGUGUAUAGCUCAGAAGAUGGGCCUACCCAUCCACCUGGUUGUGGCAGUGAACAACAAUGACAUCAUCCACAGGACUGUGCAGCAGGGAGACUUCUCCAUGUCCACGGCUGUCAAGCCAACCUUGGCAUCUGCCAUGGACAUUCAGGUGCCCUACAAUAUGGAGAGGAUCUUCUGGCUGCUAUCUGACUCUAACAGCCAGGCGACAAGAGCCCUAAUGGAACAAUUUGAAAAGACCCAAAGUCUGAGUCUACCCAAGGAGCUGCACAACAAGCUUUCAGGGGCUGUCACAUCAUUGGCAGUGUCAGAUGAAACCAUCACCCAGACCAUGAGCCGCUGCUGGGAAGAGAACCAGUACUUGCUGUGCCCUCACUCAGCUGUGGCUGUGAGUUACCACUACCAGCAGACAGAUGGGCAGCAACCCAGCACUGUCCGCUGCUGCCUAGCCCCCGCCUCUGCAGUCAAGUUUCCAGAAGCUGUCCUGGCCGCUGGGCUGACCCCUGACACUCCAGCAGAGAUCCUGGCCCUCGAGAGCAAGGAGACGUGCUGCACCCCGAUGCGGAAGGGUGACGACUGGACACAGAUGCUUCGGGAUACGAUUGAAGGCCUGAGCCAGCGGAGGGGAGCUGACUUCCUGAAUGCCCUGUAAUAGCCAAGCUGGAAUUGACCCCCCUCCCCCCCCGGAAAUGCAUCCUCUGAGCUGCCUGGUGCACUUCUUAGGUUAAGAGUUGUAUGGGAGGGAGGGGGGAGGGCUGGGCAGUAGCGCAGAUGGGUUAAGCGCAAGGACUUUUAAGGAUCCCGGUUCGAGCACCGGGUUCCCCACCUGCAGGGAGGUCGCUUCACGAGUGGUGAAGCAGGUCUGCAAGUGUCUUUCUCUCCCCUUCUUUGUCUUUCCCUCCUCUCUCGAUUUCUCUGUGUCCUUAUCCAACAACAAUGACAUCAAUAACAACAAUAAUAAUAACCACAACAACGAUAAAACAACAAGGGCAACAAAAGGGGGAAAAAUAGCCUCUAGGAGCAGUGGAUUCAUGGUGCAGGCACUGAGCCCCAGCAAUAACCCUGGAAGCAAAUAAAUAAAUAAAUAAAUAAAAGAGUUGAUGGGAACAUCUCAGGGCCUGGAGCCAGCUGGUUUGGCUCAGUCCCAUGGCUGCUAUGUGCUCACAGCAUAGGGAUAUGAUGCCUGGUCACCAGGAGGCUGGGAGUGGAGAUAGGUAUGCUUGGCUUACUCUUGGGGGGUUUCCCCUCUCAUGCCCAUGGCUCAGCAUUAAGGGCAGCCAGUGAUGAGCUUGUACACAGAGUCAACCUGGGCUCCCUGGUUGAGUCUUAUCUUCUGAAAAUAUGAAUGACUCCCCUCCUCAUGCCUUUGACCUUACACUUGCCUCCAGGAGCGUAUCCUUUGAUGUUGAGACAAGUCCCAUCCCUCAGGCUACUUCAGCCUUUACUUAUUAUUAAAUCAUUUUGGAGUGGGGGUAGGGGGAUGAUGAUUUACAAGACUGUUGUUAUCACAUGUAUACAGCUUCCUGCCUUCCUAGCAAAGAUGUCAGCACUCUAUAGUUGUAAAGUAUGUUUUAUUAACAGUGAGUGACCUUCAUCAAUGAGGCUGGAAAGAAUUAUUCCUGUUUCUGAAUUCUAACAGAACUUCCAGGCUUUCUUGAGGCCUGUAUUUCCUUCAAUUCUAGUUGAUAGUAUCAUAGAUUAUGGUUCUAACAAGCACACAGUAGAUAUUAUCUCCUGUCUCCAAGCUUCUUGAAUAAUAGGAGCCAUUGUUCAGCACAACAGACUGAAACAUUUUGCAUUUGCCCCAUCUGUUAAAAAAAACACAAUACUUUAAUACAUUUUUAAAGGCAGUGAAAAUCUAAACUAGCUAAUCUAAACUAGCUCACUAGUAAUUUUAUAUUGAUUUGACCUUACAAAAUAAUAUUUGGUGAUACUGAAUGAAAUAAAUACAUUAUGAACUGUGUCA